Molecule: messenger RNA, 4735 nt
Organism: Trematomus bernacchii (emerald rockcod)
Lineage: Eukaryota; Metazoa; Chordata; Actinopteri; Perciformes; Nototheniidae
Product: serine/threonine-protein kinase N2-like
Exons: 20
Coding region: 399-2726 (775 amino acids)
Biological process (GO): protein phosphorylation; signal transduction
Molecular function (GO): ATP binding; protein serine/threonine kinase activity
Source: RefSeq, a predicted model, not a curated record
CAGUGCUGGCAACAGAGAGGAACUCCGCCGUCCGUCCCCCUGCAGAAAGCAACCCCCUCUAAAAGAGACAGAGAGAGAGGGGGAGAGACACAGAGGAUUUGUUAAUAGAGCAGAGGAGGAUGAGGAAGCAGUGGGAAGGGGACGUUUUAGAAGAGGCUGCACAGAGGCAAAAACAAACAGGACAGUCUGUGUGAUCCAGGUCUCAAGAUGUAGGAGCGGCAUCAGAGGAGUCCAAAGUCAGUGUGUGUGUGUGUGUGUGAACGCACCAUAACAUCAUAGGACUUGUGUUUCAAGGAUAGUGAAGGUGGCAACCUGAGAAGUCCUCCACUCUACCUCCACAGAGGAUGUCAAAUUAGUCCUUAUUCAGCAAGGAGCGAGAGCAUCAACCUGAGGAUCAGAUGUUGUCCACGGCUCAGCAGAUGCUGCAGGAUAGCCGCUCCAAGAUCGAGCUGAUCCGACUGCAGAUUAUCAAAGUCACCCAGGCUGGCAGCAGCAGUGGAAUUGGCGAGGAUGGUGGCGGAGACCCCACUCAUGGAGGGAUCUCUCCUGUCAGUGCUGUGGAGGCUCGUUUGGCAGAGUUGCAGCACUACAUGCAGAGAGAGACCGAUGCCUUGGUGCUGGCCAAAGAUGUGGUGAAGCAGCUGGAGGGAAUCUCAGUGCUGGACCAGAAGGCACUGACUGAGGCUCAGACCCGGGUGCAGGAGUCCUCCCAGAAGCUGGAUCUUCUGCGGCUGUCUCUGGAUAAGUGCAAGAAGGAAAACAACCAGGAGCCUGCAGGGGGCGCCGUUCCUUCUGAGGGAACUCUGUCUCCUAAAAACUCCAGACCUGGAUGUCCCCUGUCCACGUCCCCGUCCAUCUUCUCUUUCAGACCUGCCUUUUUGACUGGGAAACUGGAAGUCAGACUUCUUGGAUGUGAGGAUGUACUGACAUCCCGGACAAACCCAGAGCAGGAGAACCAUCUUUGUCCCUCUGAAGACAGUCCAGAUGCUCACAGGACACAGGAACACCCUGUGGAGAUCAGUGCGGUGCUCCGAUUGGACAGCAGAGUGGUGGGACGGACGCGCUUGGCUGCUGUCGGCAGGCUGACCUGGGAUCAGACGUUCUGCAUCCAGCUGGAGCGGUCUCGAGAGCUGGAGGUGGCUGUGUUCUGGCGGGACCGGAGGACGAUGUGUGCCGUCAAGAUGCUGCGACUGGAGGACAUGAUGGACAACCAGGACCACAACCAGGAGUUCCCUCUGGAGCCACAGGGCCUCCUCCAUGCCAAGCUUCAAUUCAUCGACACUGUUGUUGAGCGGCAGCCGAAGCUGAGGCGUCAGAGAUGUAUCUUCACUAAAGAGAGAGGGAAGAACUUCCUCAGAGCGGCCCAGAUGAACAUGAAUUUCGCCACAUGGGGUCACCUGAUGAUGAACAUCCUCCCUCGCUACAGCUCCUUCACCACCUUCAGCUCGUCCUUCUAUACGCCCCCCGACCUGGUGGCCAACAACUCCCCCCCUCCAACUGAGAAGGAGCCUCUAGCUACCAAUCCACUGCCAAGCGAGUCUCCAGAAGUCAGACUCAGCCUCACUGAGGAUCAGCCGCCUCCCACCAGCCUCCAGCCGGGAGACGACCCCCCCGCCAUCAUCACCACAGCACACAAAACAUCCUCUGUGCCUGCCUCGCAAGAAAAUCUGUCUUCCAUAAACAACACAGAAGAAAGUGGAGACCAGCCUGUAUCUGCUCUAAAGAUGCAGAUGGAUGAUUUCAAAUAUUUUUCAGUUCUGGGCAGAGGACACUUUGGGAAGGUUCUGCUGGCAGAGUUCAAGAAGACAGGAAAACUGUACGCCAUCAAAGCCUUGAAGAAAAGAGACAUUGUGACACGAGAUGAAGUGGACAGCCUUAUGAGCGAGAAGAGGAUCUUUGAGAUGAUCAACGCGUCCAGACAUCCGUUCCUGGUGAACCUCCACGGCUGCUUCCAGACCAGCGACCACGUCUGCUUCGUCAUGGAGUAUUUACCUGGAGGAGACCUCAUGAUCCACAUCCACAACGACGUGUUCAGCGAGGCCCAGACCAGGUUUUAUUCAGCAUGUGUCCUGCUGGGUUUAGAGUUUCUCCACCUGAAUAAAAUCAUCUAUCGAGAUCUGAAGCUGGAUAACCUGUUGAUGGAUGCAGAUGGGUUUGUGAAAAUCACAGACUUCGGACUUUGUAAAGAAGGGAUGGGUCACGGAGAUCGGACCUCCACUUUCUGUGGGACUCCUGAGUUUCUGGCUCCCGAGGUCCUGACAGACGACAACUACACCCGAGCGGUGGACUGGUGGGGGAUGGGGGUCCUGAUCUUUGAGAUGCUCGUUGGAGAGUCUCCGUUUCCUGGUGAGGAUGAGGAGGAGGUGUUCGACAGCAUCGUCAAUGAUGAUGUGCAGUAUCCAGGGUCUCUUCCUCCUGAUGCGGUCUGCAUCAUCAAGAAGCUGUUGAAGAGGAAUCCUCUGAAAAGACUUGGCGCUGGAGAGAGAGAUGCAAAUGAGGUCAAAGGGGAGAAAUUCUUUGAGACCAUCGACUGGGAAGCCCUCCUGGCUAAGACAGCCAAGCCACCAUUCCUGCCGUCAAUCAAAGAGUCAAUGGAUGUCGGAAACUUUGACAGCGAGUUCACUCAACUCCAGCCAAUCCUGUCGCCUCCCGCCAAACCCUUCAUCCUCUCUGCCGAGCAGCAGGAAGCCUUCGCAGACUUUGACUUCUGCGCUUUGCACGGAUAAAAGAGGAGCUGAAAGGACCAGGGUGGGAAAUGUAUAACAUUUGGUCUGCGGAUGGAAGUUUGUCCACUUUAGGAGUCACCAACCAUCAUCAUUUACAUAUUUGUAUAACCAACCCCACUAUACUUGCAAGUAAAAUAAAUAAAUUAACUAGCUAUUUACAAUUUUUUGUAAAACAUUAAUAGCGGUUUAGCCAAAUGACUGAAAACAAGACUUAAAAUGUGCUGUAUCAGCUCAUUUAUUAUCAGUCAAUUGGCAUAAAUGAGCAUAAUCAGUGACAAUUAUUAUAAGUGAUUAUCAUCUAAAUAUAAAAUAAAGUACCAAGAGUAAAAGUACUCUAACAGCAUAGCCCAUUUUAGAAUAAUGCAUUUGAUAUAAUUGGAUUAUAUUUGAUUGGUGCAAUAAUGUGUUUUAGAGAUGCAAUCUAUUAUUCAAUAGACAGAAAACAAUACGGCAACUAUUUGUGAACUCAAUUGAUCACUAAGGUUAUCUUUAAUGCAAAAAAUGCUGUUUCAUAUCCUAGGUUUUUGAUUGAUGUAACAAGACAUUUAAAGACAUCAACAUGGCCUUUGAGGAAAUAAAAAAGGAAAUUUUUCACAAAUAUUUGGACAUUUUAUAGACCAACUAUAACCGAAAAAGUGGAAAUAUCCAGAAAAUAGUCGGCAGAUAGAUUUGAAAGUCUGCAAAGUUGCCUAAAAGACAAAUUAAAAGGCAGUGGAGUAAAAUGUACAACGUAGCAUAAAAUGGAAAUACUGAAGUUAAAUACAAGUACCUCUUUAGUACCUUUAUCCGUUUCCCAGCCUGGUCUCGAUAGCACCAACUGAACUAACACCCUGUAUAAUUCUGCAGCUCAAUCAUUACAACAGGAACUCUACAUACAAUCCCAUGGCUGAUUUUGCUGACUAUUCUGACCGCCAUCCAAUCGACGGCCAAUAGUCGAUCAAAUAAACGAGGCAACAUUUUGUUUUUGUAACAGAGCAAAAGAAAGUGAGUAAAACCCUUUAUAUUUUCUGUGGAGAAUCAAGCUUUGCUCUGUUUGUUCACGCAGUAAUAAUAAUAACUCACAUGCUGUUGCUAUAAAGAGUAUAUGAGAUCUGGUCAGGUGAAAUGUCUACAAACAGGGUGCUUGAAGAGUUUAUAACGUUAUCACGCCAUCUUUAGGGUUUCAUUUCAUUAAUUCAAUGCUCGAAAUGUGUUCCGUAUCAGAACAAAUGCAGGGGGUUUGCAAAAUAGUGCAAACUAAAUCUUAAAUUACUGUAGCCAUGCAGGUAAGACUGUCAAGAAAUGUCUUGGAUCAAUUUAUAAUUUUGCCACUUUUCCUCUUGAUACACUAUUUGUUCUAAUUUUGAAUCUGAUGCACCAGUAAUUUAGGCAGCAACUGCCUUGUCCUCUUAGAGUAUGUAAGCUGCCUUAUGUUGCAACAUAAAUGUAUAAAAUGAUGAUUGUCAUACCCCUCUGAAGGUUAACACAUGCUGUAUUGUGUAUUGCUGACUUGUAUUUACUUGUGUAGCAGUGUAAGCUGCCUCAGUUGCUGGUGUGUCAUUCAAAAACAGGGUUGUAUGUGAUGGGGGAGGAGGAAAUGUGUCACAAAUCAUCACAACACAAUAUCACAAAGGAAAACUACCAUGACACUUAGCAAAAUGGAAAACGUCCUAAAAUAAAUGUUAAAAUCCAUAGCAUGUUAACACCCUUGAUUAUGUAAAAAAACAAACACUAAAUUCAUUUAUUAGGUUCACCAGGUGUUUAUAGACUGUAUAUCGGUCUAAACAAAUCCAAGCCUGUUUGGUUAAUAAUCACUCCUCCAAAACAAUUUAGCUUAGUUAAACGACUGUAAGAGCUAGCUAAACUAGCUUUCUCUAAGUCACUCAUGAUAAUAUUUUUAUGCUAGCUGUUAACACUUGUUUUUAUUUGUACAAGACUUUACUGCCUAGUCCCACCUGAAACCAAUUAAAAUGUGUAAUGUCAUGUUUUUCUUUACUUGACUAAGCUAACUAAACCUAGGCUCCACGGGA